AUGAAUGGGAAACCACCAAAAUUAUACUCUUACAUUGCAAAAAUUGUGAAUGGACCUCAACCGGCGGCUCCGCCACGCAUUAAUCGGUUCCGCCAUCCUGUUGAUACCAAUACUAAAAUUCCUUCCGGGAAUUGCCAACAACAUGAACUGAAUGAGGGAAGAAGAACUAAAAUUGCUGAGGCAUUGCAGUGGCUGCGCGAGAGUCUGUCUUCUUACAGGAAGGAGGGAUUGGAAAUAGGAAUGAUCAUAGCUGUGUGGGAUGACCAGGAUGAAACGGAACGUGGCCUAUAUCGCAUGAAUGGCAAGGGGGAAGAAGUUAAAGAACUCUUAGUUGCCACUGGAUCUGGUUCUGUCACUGCAAUUUCUGCAUUUAUCUCUGAGAAGAUGCCAUAUAGUCACAGGAUGAUUACCAUAGAUGAAGCUGCAGACUUGGCCAAAAAGAUCACUUUGCAUGGGUUCCUUUAG
Oldenlandia corymbosa var. corymbosa is the source of this 465-nucleotide messenger RNA. The record is from the annotation of a GenBank genome assembly. Lineage: Eukaryota; Viridiplantae; Streptophyta; Magnoliopsida; Gentianales; Rubiaceae.